AUGGCGAAACGUAUAAGGGAGGCGUCUCCAUCCACAGCAGAGCUGCCUGCGGCCGACGCGUCGAGCCCUAUCAUGGAGACGCCCGCUCACACUCCCAAAUACGUUGAGUUGGACGAGGCGUCCGAGAGGACCAAGGCGGCGUUCAAAUGCCUGCUGCCGCCGCACAAAUCAAUGACCUUCUCGAGCUACACAGACUAUGAGACACACUACAAUUCUUCGCACACGAACCGCUGUAAAGAGUGCCACAAGAACUUCCCUACAUCCCACUUCUUACAGCUGCAUCUCAGCGAAAAUCACGAUCCCAUCGUUGCUGUGAGACGGGAGCGAGGCGACAAGAUUUACGCCUGUUUCCUGGAAGAUUGUGACAAAGUCUGCGUCGAUUGGAAGAAACGACGGAGCCAUUUGGUUGACAAGCACGGGUACCCCAAGAACUACGACUUCCUCGUGGUGGACAACGGCAUCGAUGGGCGAUGGACUAUGCUCAGGCGCGGUAUAGACUCGGCAGGCCACCGCAAAAGCAGUCGCGAUCGUAGAGACAGCACAGCUACGCGAACCACACAGGCAACGGACGCCACAGAAGAGACCGAAGUGACGACAUCGGAACUGAUUGAGGAGGAAACCCCGGCCGUCCAAAGCAAAGCAGCGCAGGACGACACUGCGCUUGAGGAAGUGACCAAGUCCAUGUCGUCUCUGAAAUUUGUUCCGAGACGCGUGACGUUUGGUAAACGCAAGGGCAAAUCGGGCUUUGCAAAGAGUUGA
This is a messenger RNA of Cercospora beticola, 759 nucleotides long. RefSeq lists its product as uncharacterized. NCBI's taxonomy places the organism in Eukaryota, Fungi, Ascomycota, Dothideomycetes, Mycosphaerellales, Mycosphaerellaceae. The record is from RefSeq and is a predicted model, not a curated record.